Camelina sativa (false flax) is the source of this 2092-nucleotide messenger RNA. RefSeq names its product calnexin homolog 2. Gene Ontology annotation, cellular component: endoplasmic reticulum membrane; endoplasmic reticulum. The record is from RefSeq and is a predicted model, not a curated record. Lineage: Eukaryota; Viridiplantae; Streptophyta; Magnoliopsida; Brassicales; Brassicaceae. Gene Ontology annotation, biological process: protein folding; ERAD pathway. Gene Ontology annotation, molecular function: calcium ion binding.
CAAUCUAUAUUUGGGCCCAGGCCCAAUACUAUGGUCAAGACCGCCAUAAAACUGGCACGUAUGUUGCUCCUAGUUCUUGGAUGACGUGUCGAUAUAUGAUAGGUUAAUGUCACGUGGCGAGUGAUAGGUUAAUGUCACGUGGCGAGUGAUAGGUUAAUGUCACGUGGAAGAAGACUCGUAGGUCUAAAAUCUGAAUACGAAGAAAGAAGACUCGAAAAGAGUAUAUAUAUAAUAAAUAUACGACGACACGAGAAGCUAGGGGAGAAAUCUUGAAGCUUCGUUAUCUUUUUGACUUCAAUUGUUGAUUCUCUUGGAGGGACUCAGCGAGGAUGAGAGAACGGGUUUCUACAUUCGUUUCGCUGCUUCUUGUAGCUUUGUUUUCGUUUUCGAGUCUUUGCUACUGUGACGACCAGACGGUCCUGUAUGAGUCGUUCGACGAGUCUUUUGAUGGUCGUUGGAUCGUUUCGGAGAAACCUGAAUACCAAGGUGUGUGGAAGCACGAGAAGAGUGAAGGGCAUGAUGAUUAUGGACUUCUAGUGAGCGAGAAAGCUAAAAAGUAUGGAAUUGUGAAGGAGCUUGAUGAGCCACUAAACCUUAAAGACGGAACUGUUGUUCUGCAAUACGAGGCUCGUUUCCAAGAAGGGCUUGAGUGUGGUGGUGCUUACCUAAAGUACCUUCGUCCUCAAGAAGCUGGAUGGGUUCCUCAAGGGUUUGAUAAUGAUUCUCCUUACUCUGUCAUGUUUGGACCUGACAAGUGUGGUGCUACCAACAAGGUGCAUUUCAUCUUGAAGCAUAAGAAUCCUAAGAGUGGCGAGUUUGUUGAGCACCAUCUCAAGUUCCCUCCUUCUGUUCCGUUCGACAAGCUUUCUCAUGUCUACACUGCUAUCUUGAAACCUGAUAAUGAGGUGACGAUUUUGGUUGAUGGUGAGGAGAAGAAGAAGGGUAACUUGCUGUCUGGUGAAGACUUUGAGCCUCCUUUGAUCCCUUCCAAGACUAUCCCUGAUCCGGAUGACAAGAAGCCAGAAGACUGGGAUGAGAGAGCCAAGAUUCCUGAUCCUACUGCUGUGAAGCCUGAUGACUGGGAUGAGGAUGCACCCAUGGAGAUUGAAGAUGAGGAAGCUGAGAAACCCCAAGGAUGGUUGGAUGAUGAGCCUGAAGAGGUCGACGACCCUGAGGCAAGCAAGCCUGAAGAUUGGGAUGAUGAGGAAGAUGGUGAGUGGGAAGCUCCCAAGGUUUCUAACCCCAAGUGUGAGACAGCACCUGGAUGUGGCGAAUGGAAGAGACCGAUGAAGAGGAACCCUGCUUACAAGGGCAAGUGGAGCUCACCUCUCAUAGAUAACCCAGCUUACAAGGGAAUCUGGAAACCCAGAGACAUACCAAACCCUGACUACUUUGAGCUUGAUAGGCCUAACUUCGAACCUAUUGCAGCCAUUGGUAUUGAGAUUUGGACAAUGCAAGAUGGUAUCAUAUUUGACAACAUAUUGAUAGCUAAAGAGGAAAAGGUUGCGGAGACAUACAGACAAACCACAUGGAAGCCCAAAUCUGAUGUUGAGAAAGAGAAACAAAAGGCAGAGGAUGAAGCUGCUGGUGACGCAGAUGGUCUCAAGAGCUACCAGAAGAAGGUGUUCGACCUCUUGUACAAGGUUGCAGACAUUUCUUUCCUGAGUGCAUACAAGUCAAAGAUCAUGGAACUCAUUGAGAAAGCUGAAACACAGCCAAACUUAACCAUCGGUAUGAUAAUUUCUAUCGUGGUUGUCGUCCUCUCCUUCCUCUCCCUCUUCUUCAAGCUAAUAUUUGGUGGUGCAAAGGUUAAUGUGGAAAAGAAGAAACCUGAAACAGCAACAGAGGCCUCAUCGAGCGAGUCAAAGACAGAGGAAAAGGAAGAAAGGGCGGCUGUGCCACGUAAGAGGCCGACAAGGCGUGAUAGUUAGAGAAAGAUUUUGAUUUUUGGUGUUCUUUGUUUGGUUCGUUUAACACCUUAUGUAGACAGUAGAAAGACAAGAUUGUAACAUGCUUAUUUUUUAUUUUUGUAUGGUUUUUAGUUUCUCACUUGAAUCUUAAUGUGGGUUGAAAUAUGAUAACAGACCGACAA